UCCUAGUACUCGUUCGAAGCUGCACCAUGGCGGGGGUGUUCGGUGACGCACUAGCCAUGGCGCUGGUGGCCAUCGGCUCCGUGCUGAUCGCGCUUCUCAUUUGGCUGUUGAUGCGCAAGUACAACCGCGAGUACCCCAGGAACGUCGAGCCGUCGAAGGUCGCCACGCCUGCCACCAUUAGUCGAGAGACGACGGCGGCAAGCAUAUGGGGCCCGUGUAAAAAACCGAACGAGAACCCUAGCAUCAGUGGCGUGGGUAUUACGCAGCCGGUAUCCGAGGGACUGAACCGGAAACCGAAGGAGUCUCUCGCGGUUUUUCCGGGUAAAAAGCCUCCGUCAGCUGAGUAUCUAACAGACAAGUCAACGGGCAAGACGACCGACAAGAAAAAGGACAAGCCAGCGGACAAACGCGAAGACAAGCCAGUGGCAGACAAGCAAGGAGUCGAUGCGAGGGCACAAGGUCACGCUAGCAAAAAGCGUGAGGGCUCAACUGGAAGUGCUGCAUCUUUGGAGCAAAACAAGGAGCAACGGACCAAAGACGAGCAGCGCGAGAAGUCCAAGAAGUCCGAACAGCUUUCAGCCUCGAUUGUCGACUCCGGUUUCUCGAAGCACAAGAGCAAGCAGCCCAAACGGUCUAAACCAGCUGGGGCCCAGCCGGACACCGCGGUCGCGACCACGGACGCAGGCGCAGUUUCGCCGAAAGCGCCACCGGAAGGUGUCACACAAGAGCCCGCCAUCGACACAACGACGCCAGCAUUACCGGAUAACACACUUCCGUCGUUCGCACAGCAGAAGCCAAGCCAGGUGGAAGCGCCAGUACCACAAGUCUCCCAGCUGGGCGCUAAGAGCCCGGCGGUGGCAAUUGUAGACCGCGGCCCGGCCUCUGACACCCACGAUCUGGAUGAUUCGACUCUCCAGAAACUGCGGAAGGAAGUACUGAUGCGUCGGGCCUCGCACGCGUCUAUGCACUCGACACGAUUGCGGCCAGCGGUUGAAUCGCCCAAGGUGCCGACCGAACUCGACAUCUUUUCCGAAGAACACUCAACCGCGAGCAUCGCCCGGGCAACGACGGUGCGAGAGAGGCAAUCGCACUCCGGGCACAAGCAAAAGCACAAGCCCAAGUCGUCGUCCUCGAGGCCGGCCUCGACCGUCCCCGUUGACGUGGCGUUCGCGGGCUCCAAGUCCGAAUGCACAUCGCCCCCUCCGGGACUUGUUUCGCCGCCACGGACAAGCGCCGGCGUGGUCCCUGCUUCGGACGCACGUGACGGGCACCUAUCGGCCCUCGAGGAAGUCGGCCGCGCUGGCUACGUGUCUCAGCACUCUGUGCUGUCCGCACCACGUGUGCCCAAGGCGCCGAGCAAGCUUGACAACUUCUCGGAGGAACCCACUUGUGCGAGUGUCGUCGAAACCACUUCACAGCUGCAGAAGUCAAAGGAGGGCGGCAAGCACAAGCACAAGCGCAAGCACAAGUACAAGCCGGCCGCUUCCAGUCCUCCGGUGGCUGCGACAGGGACCACUGCCACUGCCACUUUACCGACCGGUAACUUGGAUGAAUCGACUGUACAGGAGCUCCGGCGGGACAUUUCCAAGCGCCGUGCGUCACACGUGUCUGUGCGCUCCCUGCGACAAGUGGCCGAUGCGGCCAAGGUUCCGGCCGAGCACGACAUCUUCUCCGAGCAACGCUCGUCGGAAAGCAACGUCCCAUCCGGUUGCGUCAGGGUCGAGAUGAUGCCGAUAUCGAUCAUCCCCGAUACCGCCGACGCAGGUCCCGCACCAGAGAACGGUGAUUUGGACGAGCACACCGUCCAGCAGCUCCGGCAGGACCUGAUGAAGCGCCGUGCCUCGCACGCAUCCAUGCACUCUGUGCGUUCGAUUCGAGCACCGGCGAAGGAAUCUGCCUCACCGAAGGUUCCCACCGAGCUCGACAUCUUCUCCGAGCAACACGCAUCGGAAAUCAACGUCGCAGCCGGUUGCGCCAGGGUCAAGCUGCUGCCGCCUUCGACCAUGCCCGAUACCGCCGACGCAGGUCCCGCACAAGAGACCGGCGAUCUGGACGAGCACACCGUCCAGCAGCUCCGGCAGGACCUGAUGAAGCGCCGUGCCUCGCACGCGUCCAUGCACUCUGUGCGUUCGAUCCGAGCGCCGCCGAAGGAAUCUGCCUCACCGAAGGUGCCACCUGAGCUUGACAUCUUCUCAGAGCAGCACUCGUCGAUCGGCCCCAAUGACGAUCCACAGAUGAAGAAAAAAAAGGGGAAGAAUAUUUUUUCCGAGCAGCCGUCGCCGGAGUGA
Molecule: messenger RNA, 2288 nt
Organism: Dermacentor silvarum
Lineage: Eukaryota; Metazoa; Arthropoda; Arachnida; Ixodida; Ixodidae
Exons: 9
Coding region: 27-2288 (753 amino acids)
Source: RefSeq, a predicted model, not a curated record